Megalops cyprinoides (Indo-Pacific tarpon) is the source of this 5762-nucleotide messenger RNA. It is a transcript of the gene d2hgdh, whose product is annotated as D-2-hydroxyglutarate dehydrogenase. Gene Ontology annotation, molecular function: FAD binding; catalytic activity. NCBI's taxonomy places the organism in Eukaryota, Metazoa, Chordata, Actinopteri, Elopiformes, Megalopidae. Bases 92 to 1705 code for a protein of 537 amino acids. Gene Ontology annotation, cellular component: mitochondrion. The record is from RefSeq and is a predicted model, not a curated record. The transcript is spliced from 10 exons.
CAGCACAACAACAGCUUCUAGUCUGAACACUUGUCCUAAGUGUCCAUAACUGUGAAUCAACACUGACAAGAGUGCAAAGUUGUUUCCCACCAUGGCAGCAGUCUUUCCCAGACUUAGCAGACAGGGUCUGAAAGCAACAGUCAGGUGGCUGCGGUCACACCGAGCUUCGCCUCCAGCUGUCUGUGGAGUCGGGUGCUCACUGACGUCGAGCGCCUUGCCGGGCCUCGUGGCGCACAAACAGAUUCGGCGUGUCCACGGUAAAAGAGAUGAGGCCGAUCCGGCCGGUGGCGCGGCGUCACGCAGGCUUCCCUUCUCCACCGUCUCCCAGCAGGACCUGGACUUCUUCAACCGGCUGUUACCGGGCAGGACCAUCACAGACCCGGAUUUGCUGGAGUCCAGCAAUGUGGACUGGCUGAAGUCAGUGCGAGGGUCCAGUGAGGUGUUGCUGAGACCAGAGAGCACGGAGGAGGUCUCCCAGAUUCUCAGGUACUGCAAUGAGCGGCGGCUGGCAGUGAACCCCCAGGGCGGGAACACGGGGCUGGUGGGUGGCAGCGUGCCCGUUUUCGACGAGAUCAUCCUCUCCACAGCCCUCAUGAACCGGGUCCUGAGCUUCGACCACGUGUCUGGAAUCCUCACAUGUCAGGCGGGCUGCGUGCUGGAGAACCUCUCCAGCUACCUGGAGGAGCGCGACUACAUCAUGCCCCUGGACCUGGGGGCCAAGGGCAGCUGCCACAUCGGGGGCAACGUGGCCACCAACGCGGGCGGCCUGAGGCUGCUGCGGUACGGGUCCCUGCGCGGCACCGUGCUUGGGCUGGAGGUGGUGCUGGCUGAUGGGAAGAUUUUAAACUGCCUGGCGACUCUCAGGAAGGAUAAUACAGGCUACGACCUGAAGCAGCUGUUCAUUGGCUCUGAGGGGACGCUGGGGGUCAUCACGGCAGUGUCUAUUCUGUGCCCCCGCAAACCGAGGGCAGUCAACGUGGCUUUUCUGGGGUGCUCUACUUUCCAGCAGCUGCUGGAGACGUUUCAGCGCUGCAGGGGCAUGCUGGGAGAAAUCCUCUCGGCUUUCGAGUUCUUAGACAGUGCCUGUAUGAGGCUUCUGGAGAAGCACCUCAAACUGGUCAAUCCCAUAACAGAGAGUCCAUUCUACAUCGUCAUAGAGACAGCAGGUUCCAAUGCUGCCCAUGACGAGGAGAAGCUCCACAGCUUCCUGGAGGAGGUCAUGGAGUCAUCACUAGUGACUGAUGGGACAGUUGCAACUGAAGAAGCAAAGAUUAAGGCGCUGUGGGCAUUGAGAGAGCGCGUCACGGAGGCCCUGACACACGACGGCUACACCUACAAGUAUGACAUCUCCCUGCCUGUGGAGAAGAUCUACCAGCUGGUGACCGAUAUGCGCGAGCACCUUGGAGACAGGGCCAAAAACGUGGUGGGCUACGGACACGUAGGUGACGGGAACCUGCACCUGAACAUCACCUCCCCUGCCAAAGACCCCGCCCUGCUGGCGGCCAUCGAGCCGUACGUGUACGAGUGGACGGCGGCGUGCCGGGGCAGCAUCAGCGCCGAGCACGGGCUGGGCCUGAAGAAGAAGAACUACAUCCACUUCAGCAAAGCCCCGGAGGCCGUGGCCCUCAUGGGCGACAUCAAGAGCAUGCUGGACCCCCGCGGCAUCCUCAACCCCUACAAGACGCUCCCGGACAGCCUUCACUGAGGAGGGGGCAGGCCCAGCUGUGUCCUGCAACCAAUAUUCACAGACUGGUUUUCGCGGCAUGCACUGCAUCGGCCACGGCGGGGGACUUUUGGGAUGGAAGGUCGUAGUUUUGAAUCCCAGAAGGGAGGCAUUUGCACAUAAAAACACCUUGCAAGACAGGUGAACUUCCUGAAGGACCCUGUGUAGCCAGUGAUGAAGUGAGGCUUUACAAACCCCUGUGGUGGGUGGUGCUACCAUGUGCUGUGAAGCAGUGACUUGUAUCAGCCGCUGAAAGACUUAGCUGUCCAUAGCAAAGCACUCCAAUUAGUUCAGAUUAGUAAGGCAUUGAUUGCACAAGCUUUUGGGGGGUUUAUAAAGGCAAAUCCCUGAAUCAGUUGUUCUUGGGGAUAUUCGUUUGCCAUUUACUCCAAUUACAAUUAAGAUGAUUAAAUUCAAUACAGUAACCGUAUAUUCAAUAACGUACGGUUACAGCAUAAUUCAACAAUGUAACUAUAAGCACUGUAAAAUAGACAGGGCUUUGCUGAGCAAAAGAAGUAACAAUACAGUGUUCACACUAGCUCUGGACACCUGAGGCAUCGGAACAGAUGGCAGUGUCCAGCUGAGUGUCCGUACGCUGUUCCUGUCACACUGUUCCACUCAUUCGCUGCCACAGGAACACUGUGAGAACAUGAAGUGCCCGCUCUGUGGGACGUCUCCAACGCUGCUGUCGACAAUCUACAGAACGCAGACCGAAACCCUCGAAACCCUCCUAGUAUCUUUACAUGUGACCUUUGCAAAGAAAUGAUACCGUUUUCUGUCGGUAAAGAUGCUGUGAACAUGUCUUUAUUGCAUGUAAAAAAACAGUAAGCAACAGAGUACUUAAACAGAUGUGCCUCUUUAAAAUGGACAACUAUAUUCUUACAGUGCUGUUUCGGCCGCUGUAGAAGUAUUAUUUUCGCAAUUACUUGUGUUAUGUUUUCAGAGGAACACACAGAAAUUCAUGUUGGACAUACUGGACUUUGCAUUGGUGGGCUUUUCAGUGCACCUGGGCUAGUUUAAUAAAACUGCAAAGAACACUGUUUUUCGCUCUCCUUAAAACGUAUGCUCUUUUCAAACCAACCGUAGUUGACAUUUAAUGUGCCAUUAGCUAUCAUGGUUGGUAAGUGUUGCAUUCUCUACUGUAUAUGCUACAGUCAAGUAUGUCAGCAUCCUCAAGACACAGCAAAAGUCAUUUUUUGUAGGCAAUUACUGUUCAAGAUCUGAAAGGUAUACAGCUCCUUUCCUAGGAAUAAAAAGGUCAUUUCUCCAAACAAUGCCCCUUGUGGUGCAAACUAGGAUUACAGAGAAUCAGAUCCCCAGAAUCCUACACAUGGGCUGUCAACAUUUGAUUGGCUGUCUGUUACUCACCAGGACAGAGGAGCUUGAGAGUCACAGGUACCACUUGUGGAUCAGGGAUUCCACAGAGGGGGACACGGGACAGUUAACUGUGAACCCAAACCUGAACGACCCCACAAACCACCGGAACUGCCUAUGACAUCACUCCACAUCAUCCUCUUUCCGGGAGGGUUUAGGCCUUUGCAGGGAGGGACAUAUUGUAAACUGUCCCAUACAUCCCUUUACAAUCCCUGCUGUGGAGUAGGAAGUGCCAGAUUUUGUAUUCCCACAGGGUGAGCGCCUCAGUUCCCUUACUGAUUGGAUUAUUUAAGUGGUUGGUAGCAGGCUUGCAGCAGCAGAGCAGACUGUUACAUUACCACUGUGUGCAAGUAUGCAGUCCUAAGGGAAGUGAGUAGUUUCAGAAAAUGUCAGAAAAUGAAACCAAAUGUAACUGCUCUUGGAAGUAGAGCAAAUGUCCGAUCGGCAAGGGUGGUGGGCACCUCACCUGUAGGAAUCAAUGUCCACGGAGGACAUGUAGUUACUGUGCAAGCAUAAAUAAUUUAAAAAAAACAUUAAGCAAAACAGCUUUUUGUUCACAUAAGUGGUAGGCUUUCUGCAGUAUAUAGGGAGUACUCAGUUACACACAAUUUAUUAAAUAUUAGCUAUUUAGCAUUAUGAAUGACCUCUAUUGUAACUCUGGAGUCCUUGACAUGACAAUUCUAUUAUAAAAAAAUGUCUUUAGUGUUUGUAUCCUUCAGUGUUUUUUCAGAGUAACUAAAAUUCUAAUGCAUUCACAGUUUAGAGUUCACUAUGCCAAGCUUAGAACCGCCUUUUCCUACAGCCUUUUAGCAUCUUGCGUAUCUGUGAUGAUGUUCGGUCUGAAAAUUUCUUUGUAAGAAAAAUGUGAUUCAUUUUGUUGGUAUGAUUCCUGAUCCUUCCCCGAGGAUGUACAAAAGAAUCCCAUGGCCUUGAUGAUGCAAAGCUAUUGUCACCAUAGCAGGGUUCAACAUAGUUCUAAUGGUAGCCAGUUUUCUGAGGGCAAGUAAAACCAAUCACUGAUUUGCUCCAUUGGGCACGUAACUGUUCAGAGCAAAUGGAGCUUUUCAGUUUGCACAACUGUUCACCAUUCAGCAAGCACAUCAGCAAAUGUGUGUUUUUGUGUUUAAAAAAAAGGAAUGAGGCAGAUCAUGAGUCCUCUGACCAGUAUCACCUCAGAUUUUGAGCAAUAACUAGCCACCUGUGAUAAUGACAGCAGACUAAACCAACUAAAAACUGUAAUGCUGAAACCUGCAUGGUUUUAGUUCUUGCUUGUCUUGGCUCUGUAAGUUUGUAUCUCAGUUUCUGAUGGCAUAACUCACACGAUUUUAAAAAAGCAAAAAACAAAGAAAACAGCCAUUACAUAUGUACUGAAAUGGCCAACUCACACCAGAUAAAUUCUGUGAAUCCACAGAGAGCAUGACUGCAUUUAAAGAAACCGACAGGUUCACAUUUUAAAUAUGAAGCACACGAUUUGUCAUUUUCAGGAAGAAACGCUGCGAGUGUCAGUCGACACACUUAGGCUGCGAGAGAGCUGCACCGCCUCCCUCGCCCUGCCCCUAAAAGCAGGUGAGCGGAAACCGCGUCUGAGAAUGGCCGCGGGGAGCUGGGAGCGGAACCGCAAAAGGCUCCGCGCGUCACUACAGAUGGAAGCGAGGAGACCGCCGGGAGACUGGGCCACGCCCAGGUCCCCGCUUCUGCAUGGCACAAAAUGUCCGCCCCGAAAACUGAGAGGCUCAGCGGCCGUCUCUGACGGCGCCACCCGGCGGUCGGCUGUAGCAAUAAGCGGCCACUCCUACUAAGAAGCAUAGACUGGGGUGAGCAGGGUUUGCCCCUGUUCGGGAGGGGGGGGAGACGCUCGGGACGAGAUGGCCUCAUGCUUCUAGUUGCAUACACAGCUUUAAGAAACACAGUGAUGGACAGUGGGGAUAUACGCUCGUACAGAGUGAGAAGACGUGAUCGAGACCUAUGGCACUUUUUUUUUUUUGUUUGUUUCGUUUCGUUUGUGCAGGUAGGCAGGACUGUAACGUUUCACAGCACAAAUGUCAGCUGGCUGUAGCUCUGCUCCAAAACGAUGCUCUUUCGGCAGUGUGGAAAUCGGAUGACGAAGCGUCUCGGUAAACUCUAACGAUGGGAAAAGGAGGCGAUGCUGAAAGGCACCCUGCUUUUGAAGCCCAGUAGUAAUGGCUCUCACCUCACCUGCCCCGCCCCAUCAGUCAGGAAGCCCUGCGCGAGCCUGAAUCAUUACAGAGGCUGGGGAUAUUGCACCGUGAGAAAUGACUAUGUCCAGGCCCCCACAAUCUGGGACAGGGAAGCAGUUAAUGUAGCAGGCAGAGUCGCCCCCUUUUUUCUGUGGUCUAUGGGGGGGGGGGGAAGCUGAGCUGCAGAGUACUUCAACACAAACAUCUACAGCUGUCCUCCCUCGCGCUAUGGAGGGAAAACUCGCUCUGUUGAUUAAAUGCACAUGCACCACGUUGUAAAGGAACAAACCCGAGGUUAUGUGACCGGCAAAAAAAAAAAACUGCAAAAAAGAAACAUGAAAAACAAACAAAAAAGCCCCGACUAUGACGAGAAGGAAGGAAAUUGCCCUUUUUUGUUGUUUUUCUUCUUCAAAAGCGCUUAGUGUUUUGUAUGCGUGCCAGUUUGUGGGAGCAGUAGGAACCCACCC